Oryzias melastigma (Indian medaka) is the source of this 5431-nucleotide messenger RNA. It is a transcript of the gene elmod3, whose product is annotated as ELMO/CED-12 domain containing 3. NCBI's taxonomy places the organism in Eukaryota, Metazoa, Chordata, Actinopteri, Beloniformes, Adrianichthyidae. The coding region runs from base 738 to 1955 and encodes 405 amino acids. The transcript is spliced from 13 exons. The record is from RefSeq and is a predicted model, not a curated record.
GCGUUGGGCAGGAAACAACAAUUCCCAAGAUGCACUACAAAUUACCGUUGCCUCUGGACUGGACGGGGGAAGGGAAGCUGAGAUUGGAGGGAGAAACAAUCAGAAACUGAGACUUCAGGAGAAACCAGAGCUAUCUCCAUGACCCACAUCCCUCAAGACAUCUUCAGUUCUCUCUGCGGACGAGACGGACGCGAACACGGCUUUGGUUUGAGGAAACUAAUCUCCCUCUGCACUGGUACUUCUUGGUGACUGCUGGAUUUGUCUUGACUGCCAAAGUAAUGAAGUGUCUUGGACAGGGCAAGCCCAGCCCCGAGAAGCAAUGUCCCCAUGCAGCGUCUGUGUAUCUUUGGUGGGGUUGAGGAGGGUGGUUGAUCUGUGGAGAAGAGGAAGGAGGCAGGUUUCCAGGAAACUUGCAUAUUGAUGGAUAGAAAUUUCCUCAACAGAGCUCUUGUAGAUUGAUGCCUGGACAUUCCACAGCCCUACAGAGCAAAGGGCUUCCACAAUAAAACCAAACUCGCAUUCUAAUUUCCAACAAAGCAACCAGGAGCGUAAUGUGCACAACAUGAAUUUUAUCGUCAGUUCUAUAAAACCUGUAGACUGACUGUGGACUUUAAGAUCUGCGUAUGAGGGGACCACCAUGAUGUUUGCUUCAUCUCCUCAACCCGCCCCUCUUCAUGGCUUGAGAGACUUUUAAAGGCCAGAGUCAAGAACCUUUUCAACCAACACAGUCUAAUGCAAUGGAAGAGGACAUCAAUGUCACAUCCCACACCGAGGGUCUGAAUGGUUUGUCACAUGACCAUAUACCUUUAGAGAUCACCAAUGGAUGCUCCAACCAUAAACUUGUCAUGAAUGGAGUGGUUAAAGGCUGUAACGGAGGCCUCACUAACGGGAAUGCACCUCUUGGAUCCCUGCCGAUAUCUGCACUGAGGCAGAACGGUCUUCUACAGGCGUUGACAGAAGGAGGGGAUCAGUCCAGCCUUACAGAGGAAAGGGAAAAUGUGGAAUUGCAGAAGGCCAGGGAGGAGUGGGACGCCCUGGAAAACAUCCUACCAGCCAUAACAGAGGACUCGACCCCAACUCCACUGAUCUCCUUUAAUGAAGCCUUGCAGUACUUCCAAACCACAGAUCUUGGAGACUUGCUGAAGAAUAUUCAGCCAACUAUUCGCAGGACUGGUCUGGCUGCAAUCACACAUUUUCUCUUUGGACCUCCAAGACUGCAUAAGGAUCUCCUGGAGGAGAGAGAUCUGGUCUUUGCCAUCGCUCAGUGCCCCGUGGAUAACAGCCAACCAGUUCACAUGCGAGUCCUGCAGACUAUUUAUAAACGGCUGAUUGGCAGCAGGCUGGACUGUCCUCGCUUUGGUCCACACUGGGAGAACAUUGGCUUUCAGGGCACUGACCCAGCCACUGACCUACGCGGCACUGGUUUCCUUGGACUAAUGCACACUCUCUACUUUGUGAUGGAUCCAGAGACUCUGCCACUGGCAAAAGAUAUUUUCAGAUUAUCACAGCACCCCACACAGAACUUCCCAUUCAGUGUGAUGUCAAUCAACAUGACUCGCAUCGCUUUGCAAGUGCUAAGGGAGGAGGCCCUGACAAAGGAGUGCAAUCGGCGUCAGCAAGUAGUUGGCGUGCUGAAUGAGUUUUAUGUUGCCACGUAUCUGUAUGUGUACCAACUGUGGAAGACCCAACAGAAGACCAUUGCUGACUCUGGCUUUGUACUAAGAGAAGUGGAGCUGUUUGCCAAAAAGAACCCCAAGCAGAUACUGCGCCGGCUAGAGUGCUUCCUGAAAGAGAAGCGAGCGGGCGAGCUCCCCCGGGGGACAUCACCUGACCCUCAGGGCCGCCAGCCAUCUCCCAGCCUGGGGGCCAGAUCAGGAAGCAAAGCAAAGGAGAUGCAUUUUACAGGAGUGUGUGAUCUACAAGCAGACGUGGAGGGAGAAGCUAGACUCAUCUAGGCUAGACUUUGUGUGUAUGUCUAUGUGUGUGUGAGAGAGAGCUAUCCUGUCUAUAUCUAUUACUGUAUGUGUGAAUGGCUUACUCAGAGCUACAAGAAGAGCCCACCAGUCCCUGUCGAGGGCCUGCUAUCGUAACCUAUUCAAACACUUCUACUCCUUCCUCUGAUGCGGGGGAGCUGCACUUUGAUCCGAUUAAGCUUGGGGAUCUUUCAGAAUUAUAUUUGUUUUGUCGUUUUGUUUUCUUUUCCCUAUAACUUAUUUUCUAAUCUACGGUCAUGGAAUAGUCGUAUAUAUAAAGGGUCUUUAAUGAAAGAUGUCACAAACACCUUUUAAGUGAAUAUUUGCACUUUUCUGUAGAUGUAGGAGCCAAACCAAUAGCUGCCAAAUUUUCCUUGAACUCGUCUUGAAGCCCCAAAAUGUAUACUUUAUGCUUAAAAAAAUAAUAAAAUGUAGCCACAAAAUGUUUAAACUUUAGGGAAGCAUGGCAGAGUAGCUAUUAUUUCGUAAAGGCUUGAGAAAGAGUUUGUCCCAGUGAUAAAAUCUUCAAUGGAGCAUUGCAUGUCUGAAUUGUCUGAGUUUGGUCUUUUAAAAAUGGGUCUCUGUGCUAACAGUGCUGCUCAGCUGCAGAUAGUUAAAGAGCAGCGUCAGUGAAGAUGUGGAUACAUGCUCUCUGAAGCUGGUGAUUCUGCCUGCUGUGUUGGUGAUAGAUUUUAGGACUAAACAGAAAAAGUUAGCUGACCGUGUCGUCAGAGGCUAACUAUGGCUUCCUUAGGAGCUGAGAUCCUAUAUUUACCAUUAUAAGAGUGAUUUAGAGAGGGGGACAUUCACAAUAACAAAGUUUGGAAGUCGUCUUUCUUCCACCAACUGGUGGCUUAAAGUUAAAUUGGUGAGGAAGCACUUGCCUCCUUUUUUCUUUUCAUUUUCAGGGGAAAUGUUCCCACCCCCCAGUUGAUGGCGUCACAUUGAUGGCUCAGUGACGGACGCAUUUCUAAAGUGGUAACGUUGCAGCUAAAGUUUCCGAAGAGAGCGUCUGCUUGGCUCGGUCGCAGCUGAAGCCAAAGGUCCUCUAUAAGCUUUCUCUACAUUCCGUUAAAAAGCAUGUGAUUGUAUUUUUUUUAACUAUUAUUAUUAUUGUUAUUAUUUUAUAAAUGGUUAAGAAAUUUAUUCCAGUGUGUGCAUGUGCGUGAGCGUUCGUGUGUGUGUAUGUGAGGGGUGGUGGUGUUGAACAAUUGAGCUAUACCUGCUGAAGGGUGCCUCUCCAAGAAGACACAGGAGACGUAUGGUCGUAUGCAAUCCCUGCUCUUUCUCUAUGAUAAUCAAAACACUAGUGCUGCGAGGUGAUACCGUUUUUUUGUUUUUAUUUCCUAACUUCAGGGUUUGUGCACUUGUGCAAGCGAAUGUGAUUGCGUAUGUGUGUGAGUCACACCACAGAAACCGACUACAGAUGGGGUGCUUUCCUUUGCACAAUAAAAGCCAGCUUUACUAAGUACUUGAUCCCUCUUCCUACAGAUGGUACUCUAGUCAUUUUCAAUAUGGUACACAAUGACCAUAUCUUAGACAAAAGAAGUUUUUUUUUGUGUGUUUGUAUCUAAAACCCCGCGUCAGUUAUGGAUCAAGCUGUUCUGGUUAAAGGGUUCUGAGAUGGGUAGAGCUUCUCAGCAAAGCUGGUUUGUCCUUUGUGCUCACAUGAAAACCUCACCCAUCACUGUAGUCUCAUCUGUAGCAUGUUCAGGUAGCACUAGUACUGUAGCAUCUAUAGCCUCCUCCUCUGUGUAAAGCUUGUUGAUGUCACGUCUCAGUUACAGUCUGUAGUGUCGAUGAAAAGUGCAACCUGUUACUAAUAUAGCACAUACGUUUCAGUUGUCUUUGGCCUCCUUGAGUAGUUACAAACCCAAGUGGUACCGUGUGAGUUUUGGAGAGAUGUGGACGAUGCCCGACACACUCGGCUCCAACGUUUUCUGAUGGAAAGGAAUUUGGUGCCUGCACAAAGUGGAGUCCCGAAAGGUGGAGCGCUGGUGAUUUUUUUUUUUUUUUUUGGAUUUGAAGCAAUGCAACAUGUGGUGUUGAUGCAAAGGACCCAUCCCAAACCUGUUGAACUCUCUUAACACGUCAAUAUUUGCAUCAGAGUUCAUAAAAAAUCUUUUUACAUUUCUUAUCACCAUCAUAACACUCCCCCCACCCUGCAUAUGAGCUGAGGCAGUCUUGUCAGGUGUUUUGACUGUUUUUUUUUUUGUGUGGAUUGAUUGAUGAGGAAAAUUUGCACUGCUGUGGAUACGUGUGUGUGCGUGUGUUUGAGGUGCACCAGAGGAAACAGGCCAUCUUCGACAGCCAUAUUGUAACGUUCAUUAUCAGCCGGUUCAUAGAAAACAUCGCUCUGGGAUGUCCAGCAGAUUCCCCUCCCCGCUUGAAGACUAAAUUGCACCAUCGAUAUGAUCUCACAUUUAGUUUUUAUUCAAUUUUAAACAGAGGAGCAGUACGGUGUAUGUAAAUCAGGAAGUUUGUAUAUAGAGAAUUAAUGAUUGUAACUGUAUGAUUGUCUGUAGGGCAUUAUACUGAAGAAACAUUGCUUACCUCAAGACUUAAGACAAAUCCUCCCUUUCUCCUGUUUGUUUGGCCUCUCAGUCACCCUCUUAUGUUUGUUUCCUUUGACUUUAGGCCUUUUUUUGUCACACUAACUGAACAUGGAUCAUAUACAUCCACUACCUGAAGCGCAGAGUUAACAGCAGCCUAAAAGAAAAGCCGGUUCUUUGCUAUGUGUGUUGGUCUUACAGACACUAUACAGGCUCUGAUGCGAACGCAAACGAAAAUCCUUCAAAGUGAACUCCGAUUGGCUGAUGUUUGUUGGCUUUUCGUGGCUUCAGUGGUCGUAUAUACAGUAUACUUUUGCUGUGAUUAAAUGUUUUGCUGUCAGGAAACUACACAGAACCCCAUCCUGUCUUUCUAGCACCACCCACAGUCACAUAUAUAUGUUCGUAAAGAUUUGGCUCAACAGACAAGCAUAUUGCUGUGUAUUCUCUGACCUUUACAUAUAUAUAUAAAUAUAUAUUCAGUGUCAAAACAAGGCCAGAUUUUUUUAUUUGAUUUCCCCUCUUUUAAAAGUUUUGUUAAUUUUUUGUUGUUGUAACAGAUGAUCUUUUUAUGCUUUGACCAUCACAAAGGGUUCUUUAGUUGAGUAACCAGAUCCAAAGGGGGGGCGAAACGGGUUCUUAAAGGAUGUCGGAUGCUAAGAGAAAUGCCUCCCGAACAUCUGCUUCUUAAGCAGCUGUUUGGCAAACAGUCGCUUCUCUCAGCGUCCGGCGUUUUAUAUGAAGGUGAUUUACUGUUGCCAUUCUUGUCAUAUUCCUCAGAGCAUUUUAUGACUAUACCUUGAUUGUAGAAGCCCUAUUUUAUACUGAGAGUUAUUUCAGAAUACAGUAUGUGCUGUUCUACAUUAAAUGUAUUGUAUGGAAAAGCUAAAUAAAUGCAGUUUAAAACUA